Lepus europaeus (European hare) is the source of this 1041-nucleotide messenger RNA. RefSeq names its product nicotinamide nucleotide adenylyltransferase 3 (gene NMNAT3). Gene Ontology annotation, molecular function: nicotinamide-nucleotide adenylyltransferase activity; nicotinate-nucleotide adenylyltransferase activity. The record is from RefSeq and is a predicted model, not a curated record. Gene Ontology annotation, cellular component: mitochondrion. Gene Ontology annotation, biological process: NAD+ biosynthetic process. The transcript has 5 exons. NCBI's taxonomy places the organism in Eukaryota, Metazoa, Chordata, Mammalia, Lagomorpha, Leporidae. Bases 129 to 848 code for a protein of 239 amino acids.
UUGCGUGCGGAGCCCAGGUGCCUUUCCCGCGGAGUCCUCGCACGUCGAGCUCCUGUCCCCCGAGGCCCGGAGCCCGGGACGCCGCAGACAGGGUGGCAGCAGCAGCGGGUGUGGCUGCACCUGACAAGAUGAAGAGCCGGAUCCCCGUGGUGCUGCUGGCCUGUGGCUCCUUCAACCCCAUCACCAACAUGCACCUGCGCUUGUUUGAAGUGGCCAGGGACCACCUACACCAAACAGGAAAAUACCAGGUGGUCGCGGGGAUCAUCUCUCCCGUCAAUGACAGCUACAGGAAGAAAGACCUCGCGGCCGCCCGGCACCGAGUGGCCAUGGCACGGCUGGCCCUUCAGACGUCCGACUGGAUCCGAGUGGACCCCUGGGAGAGCGAGCAGGCGCAGUGGAUGGAGACGGUGAAGGUGCUCAGGCACCACCACAGGCAGCUGCUCCCGUCUCCGGCCCCGGCGGAAGGCCUGGACUCCAUCGAGGCCCUGGCCCCGGCCCCAGCAGCCACGCCCGAGCUGAAGCUCCUGUGCGGCGCCGACGUCCUGAAGAGCUUCAGGGUGCCCAGCCUCUGGGAGGACGCGCACGUGCAGGAGAUCGUGGGCACGUUCGGCGUGGUGUGCGUGGGCCGCGCCGGGCACGACGCCGAGGCCUGCGUGGCGGACUCGCCCAUCCUGCGCAGGCACCGCCACAACAUCCACCUGGCCCGCGAGUCGGUGCUGACCGCGCUCAGCGCCACCUACGUGCGCCGGGCCCUGGCGCGGGGACGCAGCGUCAAGUACCUGCUGCCCGACGCCGUGCUCGCCUACAUCCAGGCGCACGGGCUGUACGGCGCGGGCGGCACGAGCUAGGGCGCGCGGUCUGCUCCGUGGGGCUCUUUUCCAGUUUCCCCCUGGUUGUCUUCCCGCGGGGCCUCUGCUUUCCGGGAAAUGUCGGAUCCCGCGAGAGACGCAUUCUUUGGAGGAGCAGAACCAGCCUCCGAUUCCGGAACAGACUUUGCCCACGGGUGUGAAAGACGCUAUCGUGGACCGGGGCCGUCAUCUG